AUGGUUUGCUCCGACUCCUUGCCUUCCCCUUCAUGGCGUCCUCCGCAGACACUUGCUGGGCACUUGGGCCACCUAUCGCCAGAACAGGAAACCAAAUUUUCCGAGUUCAAACUCGCCUGCACGAAGGAAGAUUUGUACGCGCCUGGCAAAACGCGUCAAUCUCUGGACGAAGCCGCCUUACUUCGAUUUCUUCGGGCCCGCAGAUUUGAAGUACCUGAUGCUCUGCAUAUGAUACGCGAAACGGAAGCUUGGAGAACAGCCAACAAGCUGGAGGAAUUGUACGAUACGUUGGAUGUGAGCGCCUACGAGGAUGCCAGGCGAGUGUACCACCAAUGGACCGGCCGACGCGACUUGCUUGGUCGACCUGUUUAUGUCUACGAGAUCUCCCAUCUGAAAAACAACAUGUCUGCCUUCGAGCAGUCUUCCAAAAUACUCCCUUCCAACCCCUCGUCCGGGGAUGCCGCAACCAAGCCUAUUCCAGGCAAGCUACGCGUGUUAUUCGGGCUCUACGAGAACAUGGCCGAGUUUGUUCUGCCACUUUGCACGGCCGUCAAGUCUCGGCCAAACCCCGAAACGCCAAUAACAUCGACAGCGCAUAUCGUUGAUGUCAGUGGAGUCGGGCUCAUGGGCUUCUGGAAUCUAAAAAACCACAUGCAAGCCGCUAGCACCCUUGCGAGCGCACAUUAUCCCGAAACACUCGAUAGGGUUUAUAUCCUUGGUGCCCCGUCCUUCUUCCCGACCGUCUGGGGCUGGAUAAAACGGUGGUUUGACCCUGGCACGACCUCCAAAAUCCAUGUCCUUUCCCAGACGGAGGUCGCCCCAACGCUACGUGCAUUCAUGGACCCAAAAGAUCUACCGAAGAAAUACGGGGGCGAGCUUGAGUGGGAGUAUGGGAUGCUCCCAAAUCUGGACGGGGAAAUUUUAAAAGCUGUGUCGGGGCUGAAAACGGGAGAUGAGUGGGUGAAAGGCCCAUUGAGAUGGGUUCAAGACCAGGAUGGUAGUGGGAAGGCCAAGGUAAUUGCGAAGGGAAUGAUAGAUGGAAAAAGCCGGAACGAGGAGGUUGGUGUUUAUGAGUUAUAG
Messenger RNA from Mycena indigotica, 1080 nucleotides. Its product is annotated as CRAL-TRIO domain-containing protein. Bases 1 to 1080 code for a protein of 359 amino acids. The transcript has 3 exons. The record is from RefSeq and is a predicted model, not a curated record. Lineage: Eukaryota; Fungi; Basidiomycota; Agaricomycetes; Agaricales; Mycenaceae.